This is a messenger RNA of Drosophila novamexicana, 1888 nucleotides long. RefSeq lists its product as uncharacterized. NCBI's taxonomy places the organism in Eukaryota, Metazoa, Arthropoda, Insecta, Diptera, Drosophilidae. The coding region runs from base 77 to 1882 and encodes 601 amino acids. The record is from RefSeq and is a predicted model, not a curated record. The transcript has a single exon.
AUCAAGUGGUCCUCGAGUAUAAAAUCAAAAUUAAACAUUUUGGCGCCCUCACAAAUUUUGUCUUCUGUCCAUUGUAAUGGAACGUCGUUGUAUAGUUUGUGGGCAAACGCCAACAUCUGGGUUUACCCAUCCGCACAAUAUGGAGGAAGCUGUCGAUUGGCAAAAUAUGCUAGCUUGUUUUGUCCCUGUCGAGACAUUGCUCCACCACUGUUGCGUUUGUAAUAAGCACAUCAAUCGAUCACAGGUGCAGCAAAUUCAAAAGCAGAAGGAAACCAAGGUCGACGAUCUGAUUGAGCAGCGGCGCGGCGUCACUUUCAACAAGGCGGACGCCGUUCUUUACUUUGGGGAGCAGGGCAAGAAAGCUCCACAUAGCUGCACUCAGUCUGUAAAAGCAAUGCAGACGAACGAGCUGCAAACGAAAAAAGGGAGCUUAUGCAUAGGUGAAUCAGCACAAUUGUUGAACAAUCCAAAAACGAAUUACCGCUCCAACUAUAUUGAUACUGCCAUCUUCAACUGCCAUCCGGGGCUCCCAAGCAAAGUAAACAACGUGGCGGCCACAAAUCCGAGUGAUGAGGACACGCUAGACAGUCCGCGGGCUAUCAGACGAACUUCUGGCAAUGAGACAUAUACCUCUCGACAGGCCAAUCAGUGCCUGUGUGGAUCCUCUUGUGAGACUAUCGACUCAAGAAAUGCGGGAAAACAAGCUUUUGAGACCAAAAGAGCUGUUUGGAAACAUCCGAUUGCCACGAGUAGCAGUGCAGUAGCACCUUCAUGCACAUGUGGAUCUAGUUGUCCACGAGUCUUGACAGCCAAAAAGCCAAUGCUAAACCGUCAGCAAAUGUUUUGCCCAAUCAGGACUGAAUCGCCACAGGUUCGCAAAAGUUUUCCAGCGGUGCAAUCGUUCGAUUCCUCAAGAUUCAGUUCAAGCGGGUGUCCCAUUAACGUAUGCAACAAUCUGGGGGCACUGCAACAACAUAUACAACAACAACUACAUCAACAACAACAGAAACAGCAACAGCGGCAAAGGGUACAACAAAACCAACAAUGCCAAUGCUGUCUGACUUCUAGAGUGCGCGAUCAGACGAUGCAAUGUCCAUCCCAGAAAUUUAAUCAAGUGCCAGCAGCACAGGAAGAUGAAUGUAUUUGUUGCCCACAGAAUUGUAUUAACAACACUUCUCCGCGGGAUAAUCGCAAAGCCGAAACAGCUCCGAUGAGCUCAACAAUCCCGAACCAUAACUUGCAGCCGUACAAGUUUCAACAUAACCGGAAGGCCACGACGGACAUGCCACGAUCACCGCCGGUCAGUGUGCUAAUCAUGGGUGGCUCCAUGUUGCCCACGUACUGUAAUAAAACGAGUUUUAGAGCACAACCAUCGCAUAGCUCGGAAAUUUGUGUGCUGGAGUCGGACUUGACACGAGAAAGAGCUGUCUUCCCAGACAUUGAUGAGCCCAAUUAUACAGUCUGUCGAGCGCUAGCCCAACCAACAAAUGAGGAAAAUGGACUUUCCGAUGAGAACUCCACGGGAGUGUUACUUUUGGGCAUAGCUCAGCCCGAGAAAGAUCCAUGUUUUGAGCGUGGAGAAAACAAAUCUCUUUCAGCAAAAAUAGCUCAGCAGGUGGUCCAACAUAAUGCACAAGCAUCUGGGACUAGCAAUGAGCAAGAAAUACGCUUGGAUGAGCUCGAACGCCUAUUGACCCAACAGCGGCAACUGCAGCAGUGCAUUCAGGCUAAACUAAAUGAGCUCCAGGGCAGGAAAGCUCCUGCAACGCCUCGAAUGAGUGCGGGCAUCGCUACAAAGAACAGCAGGAUGCCGCUCCUUCGAACCGGCCCGAACCCAACACGGCGAAUUCUACCAACAAUGUCCAGCUACAAGACAAAGUGAGUGAGG